This is a messenger RNA of Coniophora puteana RWD-64-598 SS2, 393 nucleotides long. RefSeq lists its product as uncharacterized. Lineage: Eukaryota; Fungi; Basidiomycota; Agaricomycetes; Boletales; Coniophoraceae. The record is from RefSeq and is a predicted model, not a curated record. Bases 1 to 393 code for a protein of 130 amino acids. The transcript has 3 exons.
AUGCAUGAACGCAAAUCCAAUCCGUACAGCGAACCAUCCACGUCGCCUCAUAUCCAGCACCCCACUUUACCCAAAAUCAUUAUCACGUUCGCUACUCGCGUCACCACCGUUGCCUUCGCCGCCCUCGUUACUCUCGCGUCGACCGCCAGGGCCGACUUCUACGCCAACUUCUUCGACGACGGGAGCUGCACCCAGAACGGCGGCCAGGGUGUCGACCUCCGCAACACCGGCUGCCUCAGCGAAGCAGGUCGCAGCUCCGUCUACAUUCCCAACACGGGCCUCGGUACGACGGGCGACAACCAGUGGUGCCUUGUGAUCACGUCGGGCGACAGUACAUGCACGUGCCAGAACGUCGGAUUCGACUUCACGGCACUGGGUUCUGCAAGACGUUGA